AUGAUAAGUAAAUUAGAAAUAAUUCCGAAUGAAAUAUUUUUAAAUAUAUUUUCUUAUUUAUCGUGGGAUGAAAUCUUAAUAUCAUUAUGGUCAUUAAAUAACCGUAUUAAUUCUCUUAUUUGUUCAAUAUUUUCAAUAAAUAAUAAAAAUAGAUUUAUUUUUAAUAAAUCAACUUUAUCCUAUGAAAAGUUUUCUACAAUAAUCCUUCCAUUAAUAUUAAACUGCUCAUAUCUUUUAUCUCCUAUUAAAUCUAUUCAUUUUGAUGAAAUUAAUUCAUUAUUUUUCGACUUAUUUUACGAAAAUAUUUAUAAUGAUAACAGUAUUAAGCCAAUUAUUUAUUUUCCUAAUCUUGAAACAGUUUCAAUUAAUCAAUGUUUAUUAUCUCAAUCAUUAGUUCAAACGAUAUGUUUAUUUAUCCAGUUGAAAUUAGAUCAACUUACAUUAUCAUUUCAUGAAGAUAUUUAUCAAACGUUUAUUAAUGAACGAGAAUCUCCAUCAAUUCCUUCUGAUAAAGAGAAAAUUGAAAAAAUGUUUCAACAGUUAUUAAAUGAAAUAUUUUCUAAUAAAUGUCAGUUGAAUUCUCUUCAACUUGAUAUAACAAAAUCAUUUUAUUCAAUACAUCAAUGCUUAAAUCCCGAUUCUAAUCUUCAAUCAAGAACAAUUUCUAAUGAAUAUCAAUCUUAUUGUUUAACUCUACGUCGUUUGUAUAUUCGUCUCGAUUAUCGAUGUUUUCUUGAACAUCUCAUUCAAUAUGUUCCCAAUCUUGAACAAUUAUCGGUUCAUUUUCGACAUUCCUUGGACAAGGAUAUAGCCUUUGGUUCAAAUGUUGAAACAUUGAUUUUAUCAAAUGGAAAUUGGUUCAAUAAAAGUCUAAUUGUCAAUGACUUGGAAUUUGGUUAUUUAAAAUGGAUUCUUAAUAAUGUUAAUCAUGUUAAAAAGCUUGAAAUUAAUUUACAUAGCGGAUAUAUAUGGAAUAGAACUGAUAUUAUAUGGAGAUCUUUUAUUGAUGCAAAUUUCAUUCGUCAAUAUUGUUUACCUGAUCGAAUAAUUAAUUUGAAAGAUUUUCGUUUUUAUAUUUGUGCAAAUUGUCAAUUAUCAUCAAAUGAUAUUUUUAGAACAAUAAAUUCCUUUAAAAUCGAUUCAUUUUUUAUCGAUCAUCAAUGGACAGAUGUUAAAUGUUUUUAUAAUGAAAAUAUAUCAAUGGAAUAUCAAGUGAAAGGUUCUGCUGAUAAUUUGCAUAUGUCGCCAACAUUAGAUAAUAUACGACUACGAAAUUUAAAUAAUAUUCAAUUAGUAAAUGUCACAAAACUUCAAUUUGGAUCUUGUGAUCGUCGCGCAACUCGUAUGUAUAAAUUGACUUUUUUUUGA
Messenger RNA from Rotaria sordida, 1368 nucleotides. The record is from the annotation of a GenBank genome assembly. NCBI's taxonomy places the organism in Eukaryota, Metazoa, Rotifera, Eurotatoria, Philodinida, Philodinidae.